CCUGCAAAUGUGCACUCAGUUUAUGGCUAAUAGAUAUAUUUUAAAUAAAAACAUUCCGCGAUGACGAGAAACAAGGUUUCUCGCUCAAGAAACUCAGUUUAUCAAAAUUCAAAAAAAGAAAAAGAAAAUCAAUGAGAAGAAUGAAAUUAAUUGUCCCGCGUAUUUCACUAUGGGGGUAUUUAUUUCUUCAUCCCACAUGGUUUGCUUCACAAGCUCUUUCUGCAACUUGAGAGAAGAACAGAACGUCAUAUCCAAAAGCAAAAGACCAAAACCACAAGAAGUAUACGAGAGCAGGAGUUAGGAAGAAGAUGCCUACUAACGGCUCACAACACCGCGGUACAGGGAGAGAUUUCAGAAGAAUGGUGAAUUCUCCUUACUUUAGAAGUACUGGAAAUUUGCCAUCGUUGCCAGAAAAUCCUCAUAGCAACACUAGUCUAGGUCUUAUUUUUCCAAGAAUGGAAAGGAGGGGGUUACAUGGAAGAAACAGCACUUCCAUCACUUCAUCAGCUUUUCAACAAGAUACUAAUUCACAAAGUUUACCAUCUUCUGCAAGUACCAUUACUUCGAAAUCUAAAACAAUAUCAAACUCUUCACUUUCAUGUGUAUUAGGUAAUGACAUACACAUCACCACCACUUAUGAGGAAUAAUUUUUUUUCUUUGUUGCAACACACAAAAAACUUGAGUUUUGUGUGCUGUUAAGUCAAAUGAUAAUUUUUACGUCUUCAAAUUAAUGCAAGAUCAGUUUAAAUACAGACGGUAAAUGGAUCUCAAAUACAAGCAUGAUGGUAUUUGUUUUGUAUUAGGUUCUCAAGUUGAUAUGUUGUCUACACUCUCACAUGCACCAGUUACACAAGAUGUUGCUUCUUUUGGUAAAUAGUUUGACUUUGCUAUCAUCACUAGGAAGCCGUUACUUCCAUAAUUCUCCUUGUAAAAUUACACCAUCUCGUUUCAGUUACCAUUAUGUCCAGUGUUCCAAGUUCUGGAAAUGAUGAAGGUGUUUCAAAUGCGAUGCAAAGUGUUUUGACAACGUUGCCAAAAAAUAAUAUUACCUUUCUUGAAAAUAUCACAUUCUCUGAUGAUGAUGAUGAUGAUGAUGAUGAUGAUGAUGAUGAUGAUGAUGAUGAUGAUGAUGAUG
This is a messenger RNA of Hydractinia symbiolongicarpus, 1135 nucleotides long. RefSeq lists its product as uncharacterized. The record is from RefSeq and is a predicted model, not a curated record. The transcript is spliced from 3 exons. Lineage: Eukaryota; Metazoa; Cnidaria; Hydrozoa; Anthoathecata; Hydractiniidae. The coding region runs from base 309 to 647 and encodes 112 amino acids.